AUGACAGGUUGUAAAGCUAUAGAAACUCCAAUAAACCCAAAUGUGAAGCUAAAAGCAGCAACAACAAUUGAGGUGGUUGAUCGAGAAUGUUAUCAAAGAUUAGUGGGAAGGCUAAUCUAUCUACCACACACAAGACUUGAUAUAGCUUUUGCAGUAAGUGGCCAGUUUAUACAUUCACCUGGAUCUACUCAUUUUGAAGCUGUGUUCAAGAUUUUGAGAUAUCUAAAAGGAACUCCGGGAAAAGAACUUUUGUUCAAAAAUAGGAGCCAUCUCCAAGUUGAAGCCUACACAGAUGCAGAUUGGGCAGGUGAUAUAAAUGAUAGAAGAUCUACCUCAGGCUACUGCACUUUGAUAGGAGGGAAUUUGGUCACUUGGAGAAGAAAAAAACAAAAUGUUGUAGCAAGGAGUAGUGCAGAGGUAGAAUUUCGCUCUGUUGCACAUAGCUUUUGUGAAGUGUUAUAG
Ziziphus jujuba (common jujube) is the source of this 462-nucleotide messenger RNA. Its product is annotated as secreted RxLR effector protein 161-like. NCBI's taxonomy places the organism in Eukaryota, Viridiplantae, Streptophyta, Magnoliopsida, Rosales, Rhamnaceae. The coding region runs from base 1 to 462 and encodes 153 amino acids. The record is from RefSeq and is a predicted model, not a curated record. The transcript has a single exon.